UUUGGUCAAUAAUUUCAGCUGUGUAUACAUUAACUUGGACUGGCACAGUUAUUGUAUAAUCGUGUAACCAAAAAUUAUAGUCUUCAAUUUAGCUGAAGGGGGAUUUAACUUUGUAUUCAAGUAGAUAGAUAUACUUUACCCUAGAGCAGGUUUUUUUUUUUUUUUUUACAUGAAUAGGGUAAAGUUGGUAAUCAUUUUAAGAGCAGAGCAGAACCUCAUGGUUGGAAUGAGAAGUUUCGUUUCCAAACAUGGUCAUAACCAUUUGUUUUUGAGACAUAGGUAACAGCAAAGCUGUGUUGUAUUCAUUAGGUAUAUAUUUUUCAAAGAUAAAUUACAAGCUCAACACAUACAAAAAAAAUGGACAAUUAUGACUAACCCUGUUAUUUGCAUGACAAUCAUUACCCAAAAUUCCAUAAUCGUCACAGCCCUAACGUUAACAUAUCACCACUUUCAGUUAGACAUUUGUUUUAGUUGAGUCUCAUUUACCCUCAUUCCUUGCAUUGAGGGGACCAGGGACUAGCUAUGGCACAUGCCUUGAUGCUUCUGUUAGAAAGUCCUGUUCUUAUUGCUGCCAUUUUCAUUAGUGGCAUUGGUGGGACAUUCCAGUUCGGCUUUCAUAUAUCUGUCCUAACUUCACCUUCUCCUUUCAUAAAGGAGCUCGUGAACACCACAUGCCUGCAGCGGUAUAGUAUAUCCCUGGAACAGUGGGAAGUGACUCUCAUCUGGUCCUUCAUCGUCUCCAUCUUCUGCAUCGGGGGUCUCCUUGGGACCCUGUGUGCCGGCCGCCUCUCAUCAGCAUAUGGGAGAAAGAGAUGCCUGUUGUUGAACAACCUGUUUGCCAUUGGCGGUGCUGGGAUGAUGCUGUUGAGUAAAAUGGCCAUGUCCUUUGAGAUGAUCAUGGUUGGACGUUUCCUCUACGGCAUUAAUGCAGGUGUUAGCCUCAGUAUCCACACCAUGUACCUAGUGGAAUGUGCCCCCAAGAGGCUGCGAGGGAUAGUGGGUGUGUCUGUUUCCACCUUUCUGUCCAUGGGGAAGUUCUCAGGUCAGCUUCUGGGGAUCAGUGAGUUAUUGGGGACAGAGGACAGGUGGCCUUGGUUGUUGGGCUUCAGUGGUGCGACCGCCCUGCUCCAGCUCAUCACCCUGCCCUUCCUCCCAGAGUCACCCAAAUACCUGCUGCUGGACCGGGGCGACCGCCAGGGCUGUGAGAAGGCCAUCCGCAGGCUGUGGGGCAACAGAGACCACAGUGCGGAGGUGGAGGAGCUGCUGGUGGAGCACGCCUCCACGAAGGGAGUCCGCAGCCACACUGUGUUGGACCUGAUCCUGGACCAGGAUGUACGCUGGCAGUUCCUCACCAUCCUCGUCGCCUUCACCACCCUGCAGUUCAGUGGCAUCAACGCUGUGUACCUUUACUCAUUUGACGUGUUCCGUACUGCCGGGAUCCCUACACACCAGUUACGCCAUGUUGCCUUGGGAACCGGUCUGUGUGAGGUUUCUACCUCCCUGGUCUGUGUGAUGGUGAUUGAGAGCACAGGAAAGAAGCUAAUGCUCUAUAGGGGUUACCUAUGCAUGGCAGUUACCUUGGGUCUCCUGACCCUUACACUCUACCUGCAGAUCCAAGUUUCCUGGAUGCCUUACUGCAGUAUGCUUCUCAUCUUCAUCUUCAUCUUCUUAUUCUCCAGUGGACCAGCUGGAGUGACAGUGUCUCUACCUGGUGAUAUCUUCAACCAGUCAUUCAAAUCAGCUGCCUACACCAUCGGCUGCACCCUCAACUGGCUGGGCCUCUUCCUCCUGGGGUUGCUCUUCCCAGUCAUAGUGGAGAAUAUGGACUACUUUUGCUUCCUGAUUUUCUUCGUCUUCUGUUUCCUGUCUGGGAUGUUUGUGUGGUACAACGUGCCUGAGACCAAGAACCGCACUGUCAUGGAGAUCACGGCCGAGUUUCAGAGGAUGCAUCCCAACAGUGGAUCCUCGGGGGAGGGAAGGUCGAGACCUCCUGAACCCAGUCAUAUCAAGGCAUGCACAACCACCAAAUUCUGAACAUUUUCCAUAAUGACUUGUGUGUCGGACUUGCACAAUGUUUUGUCGUUCCUGUGAAAACCUUUUCUUUGUGAAAACUCGAUUUGCCCCACACACCCAUGUCCAGUCUGCUGUCAUCUUGAUUGCAAAUCAAUAAUUUUGACCUUUAUGAUGGUAAGUGUUGUGUGAUAAAAUGUUACCUCUCUGGGCCCCCUAUUAAAAUAGUUUAAGUGUUGUGAGCAGGCCAACGUCUGUCAUUAUCAGGCUCUGGCCCCAGCCAUACAGACACUAAUCAGGGAGGGAGAGGUUUUACCUCUGACACCUACUUGUAAAAUCAGCAUUCUGUGUGCACUUUACUGAUGAACAAGGUAAGGUACAUAAUUUUAGCAUGAUUCAAUCAGUUCGCCUUGAGUUUCUUAUUGGUGAGUCAGCAGGGCUGUCAUGCAUAGCUUAUCUGUCUGAUUUAUUACACUCACUUUGAGAGUAUUUUUUUCAUUACUGUGGUGUGUAGGAUUAUUUCAAAUGGAAACGUAUGUCUACUGUCUAUAUUCACAAGAAAAACAGUACCAGUCAAAAGUUUGGACACAUCUACUCAUUCAAGGGUUUUUCUUUAUUUUUUUACUAUUUUCUACAUUGUAGAAUAAUAGUGAAGACCUCAAAACUAUGCAAUACCACAUGGAAUUAAGUAGUAACCAAAAAUAUAUUUGAGAUUCUUUAAACCCUUUGCCUUGAUGACAGCUUUGCACACUGUUGGUAUUCUCUCAACCAGCUUCAAGAGGCAGUCUCCUGGAUUGGAUUUCAAUAACAGGUGUGCCUUGUCCUUCUUAAUGCAUUUGAGCCGAUCAGUUGUGUUGUGACAAGGUAGGGGUGGUAUACAGGAGAUAGCCCUAUUUGAUAAAAAAGACCAAGU
This is a messenger RNA of Oncorhynchus mykiss (rainbow trout), 2923 nucleotides long. It is a transcript of the gene slc2a11l, whose product is annotated as solute carrier family 2 member 11, like. The record is from RefSeq and is a predicted model, not a curated record. Lineage: Eukaryota; Metazoa; Chordata; Actinopteri; Salmoniformes; Salmonidae. Gene Ontology annotation, molecular function: D-glucose transmembrane transporter activity. Gene Ontology annotation, cellular component: plasma membrane. Gene Ontology annotation, biological process: dehydroascorbic acid transport.